GAAGGAUAGAAGCAAUAUCGAACUUGUAAUGCGCAUUGAAGGCCCCUGGCCUAGCCUAGCAGUUCUAGGUAAAUUAGCCCCCAAGACCCUUGAAGCUACGGUGCCCCUCCGAUCCCGGCAAUUAGAGACCCCACUACGAUUUUACCAUAGCUUCAGAACACAAAUUUUAUUAUCCGCUGAAGCUUUCGUGAAGCUGCAUCAGUAAACGGGAAUACCAAUUGAACCACCACCAUGGCUUCUAGACUGCUUAGGAUAGGCCUCAUCCCCGGCGACGGCAUCGGCCGCGAAGUAAUCCCCGCCGGGCGCCGCAUCCUCGAAGCCCUACCCUCCUCUCUAAACCUCAGAUUCGAGUUUUCGGACCUGCACGCCGGCUUCCAGACCUUCGAGCGCACAGGCGCCGCUUUACCGGACGCCACCGUCGAAGCCCUCAAGCAAUCCUGCGACGGCGCGCUCUUCGGCGCCGUCAGCUCGCCCACGUCCGCCGUGAAGGGGUACUCGUCGCCCAUCGUCGCGCUGCGCAAGAAGCUGGACCUGUACGCGAACGUGCGGCCCGUGAAGACGGUGCGCGGCGCGCCCAAGCAGAUCGACAUGGUCAUCGUGCGCGAGAACACCGAGGACCUGUACGUGAAAGAAGAGCGCACCGUCGAUAUCCCGGGAAGCCCGACGGGCAAGUACGCCGAGGCUAUAAAGCGCAUCUCGGAGCGCGCGAGCACGCGCAUCGCGGCCAUGGCCGGCGAGAUCGCCCUGCGCCGCCAGAAGAUCCGCGACGCCUCGGGGCCGAACUCGUCUAUCCACUCCAGCCCCCUCGUCACUAUAACCCACAAAUCGAACGUGCUCUCGCAAACCGACGGGCUAUUCCGCAGCGCAUCGCGCGCCGCCCUCGCGAACCCCAAGUUCGCGGGCAUCCGCGUCGAGGAGCAGAUCGUGGAUAGCAUGGUAUACAAGCUCUUCCGACAGCCGGAAGACUACGACGUGAUCGUAGCGCCGAACCUAUACGGGGACAUCCUUUCUGACGGCGCCGCGGCGCUAGUGGGUUCGCUCGGCCUGGUUCCCUCGGCGAACGUGGGCGAGGGGUUCGCGAUCGGCGAGCCGUGCCACGGCAGCGCGCCCGACAUCGAGGGCAAGGGGAUCGCGAACCCGAUCGCGACGCUGCGGAGCACGGCGCUCAUGCUCGAGUUCCUGGACGAGGAGGAGGCCGCGGCUAAGAUAUACGCUGCUGUUGACGCGAAUCUCGAGGAGGGCAAGCUGUUGACGCCGGAUCUGGGCGGUAAGGCGACGACGGAGGAGGUUGUGGUGGAUAUCUUGAAGAGGUUAUAGGUACCUUGUUGGUAAGUCCUAUCGGAUAAAGAAAUAGAUAUUUACCUCAGUUGGUCGCUCAGGGGGGCUAUGGGUUCAUCAAUGCUCUGGUUUUGAUUA
Messenger RNA from Annulohypoxylon truncatum, 1416 nucleotides. RefSeq names its product Isocitrate/isopropylmalate dehydrogenase. Lineage: Eukaryota; Fungi; Ascomycota; Sordariomycetes; Xylariales; Hypoxylaceae. The record is from RefSeq and is a predicted model, not a curated record. The coding region runs from base 232 to 1317 and encodes 361 amino acids. Gene Ontology annotation, molecular function: NAD binding; isocitrate dehydrogenase (NAD+) activity; magnesium ion binding. The transcript is spliced from 2 exons. Gene Ontology annotation, biological process: tricarboxylic acid cycle; isocitrate metabolic process. Gene Ontology annotation, cellular component: mitochondrion.